Equus caballus (horse) is the source of this 1531-nucleotide messenger RNA. RefSeq names its product galactosidase alpha (gene GLA). The record is from RefSeq and is a predicted model, not a curated record. Gene Ontology annotation, biological process: glycoside catabolic process; oligosaccharide metabolic process. Gene Ontology annotation, cellular component: cytoplasm. Gene Ontology annotation, molecular function: alpha-galactosidase activity. NCBI's taxonomy places the organism in Eukaryota, Metazoa, Chordata, Mammalia, Perissodactyla, Equidae.
CGAGUUGCCUGAGAAACAGUACCGUCAUUAUUUAAGAACUCCCCGGUGAUUGGUCCGCCCCUAAGGUUAAACUUAAAAGCCCAGGUUACCCAUGGAAGUCUGUACUGCCUGAUGACAGGGACGAUGAACCUGAGGAGCAGAGCCCAGCUGCUGGGCUGCGUGCUGGGGCUCCGCUCCCUGGCCCUGGUACUCUGGGGCAUCCCUGGGGCCAGGGCCCUGGACAAUGGCUUGGCGAUGACCCCUACCAUGGGCUGGCUGCACUGGGAGCGAUUUAUGUGCAACACUGACUGUGAAGAAGACCCGGAUUCCUGUGUCAGUGAGAAGCUCUUCAUGCAGAUGGCAGACCUCAUGGACUCAGAAGGCUGGAGGGAUGUAGGUUAUGAGUACCUCUGCAUUGAUGACUGUUGGAUGGCUCCCCAAAGAGAUUCAAAAGGCAGACUUCAGGCAGACCCUAAACGCUUUCCUGGUGGGAUCCGCCGCCUAGCUGAUUAUGUCCAUGGCAAAGGACUGAAGCUAGGAAUUUAUGCAGAUGUUGGAAAGCUAACCUGUGCAGGCUUCCCUGGGAGUUAUGGAUACUAUGACAUUGAUGCGAAGACCUUUGCUGACUGGGGAGUAGAUCUGCUGAAAUUUGAUGGUUGUCACUUUGACACUUUGGUAGAUUUGGCAGAUGGUUAUAAGUACAUGUCCUUGGCCCUGAACAGGACUGGCAGAAGCAUUGUGUACUCCUGUGAGUGGCCCCUUUAUAUGAUGCCCUUUCGUAAGCCCAAUUACACAGAAGUCCGAGAGUACUGCAAUCACUGGAGAAAUUUUGCUGACAUUUAUGAUGCUUGGCAAAGUGUAAAGAGUGUCUUGGACUGGACGUCUUCUAACCAGGAGAAAAUUGUUGAUGCCGCAGGACCAGGGGGUUGGAAUGACCCAGACAUGUUAGUGAUUGGCAACUUUGGCCUCAGCUGGGAUCAGCAAAUAACUCAGAUGGCCCUCUGGGCUAUCAUGGCAGCUCCAUUAUUUAUGUCCAAUGACCUCCGACAGAUCAGCCCUCAAGCCAAAGCACUCCUUCAAGAUAAGGAUGUAAUUGCCAUCAACCAGGACCCCCUGGGCAAGCAGGGGUACCGGCUUAGAAAGGAAGACAACAUUGAGGUGUGGGAACGCCCUCUCUCGGACUUUGCCUGGGCUGUGGCGAUGGUAAACCUGCAGGAGAUUGGUGGACCUCGUUUUCAUACCAUCUCUCUUGCUUCCCUGGGUGGAGGACUGGCCUGUCUUCCUGCCUGCCUGAUCACAGAGCUCCUUCCUGUGAAGGGAAAGCUUGGGUUUUAUGAAUGGACUUCAAGUUUAAAACUGCGAAUAAAUCCCACAGGCACUGUUUUGCUUCGGCUAGACAGAACAAACUAGAUGGCAUAAGAAAGCUUCCUUUAAAGUGUAUAUUUCGUUGACCAAGUGAAUACCCCACUUCUACCUUGUCUUCCAUUCCCACUUCAGCUGUUCUUUUAUUUCCUUGAAUAAAACUGUCCACAAGUGAGCUUUUUUAAAACUA